AUGCGCCCGCUACUCCUAUCGAAUCCACCCGUCCGCCCGCCUGUGAAUGAAUCCAGGAUUCAUGAUCAGCCCAUGAUCCCUGGCGCGCCCGCUAGCCUCGUCGCCCAAGAGCCUUGUUACUUGGGAUGGUUCCUUUUCGACUGCUCCAACACGUCUAGUAUGAACUAGUCUGCUGCCAAACACCCCAAGACC
Messenger RNA from Periconia digitata, 192 nucleotides. NCBI's taxonomy places the organism in Eukaryota, Fungi, Ascomycota, Dothideomycetes, Pleosporales, Periconiaceae. The record is from the annotation of a GenBank genome assembly.